AUGGCCAAGAAAGCUGCUGAGAGGUACAAGCGUGACCCGGCUUAUCAGAUGUUGCACGAUCGGGUUACAGAUGUUUUCGUGGAUUGCUUGAAGUCUGAUCUUGUAAAACUGAAGAAGCAAAAACUGAAGGAAUCUGAUAUUAAUCACAACGAUGAUCAGGAGGAUUGUGAGAAGAUAACUUGUGCUGCAACCUGUUGCUUUUGGUUUAGCUACGAGAACUGCACCGCGACUUUGCUGUGGGAAAGCAUUGCGGUUAAGGUUUUCCCGCGAGAAUCAUACCCGGAAUACCAAGAUGUUGAGGAGGCUGAUUACGUGGACAGAGUCCGAAACCGGCUCAGGAAGGAGGUUUUGGUGCCCUUGGUCAAUUACUACCGUCUUCCAAAUACUUCUAGAGAAAUGCACUUCAGUGUUGAGAAGUAUUUGGAGGAGGUGAAAGCUGGCAAGUCCAAGACUGUGGCCGAUGCUUUGCUUCCUAAUGAGAUUCUAAGCUACGCAACCCAUUGGGAUUUGGGGCAAGCGGCUGAGCUUCAUUGGAAGGCAACGGUGGAGGACUUUAAAAAGCAAGGAAAGAUGAGCAGAUGCUUGGCUGCAGUAUGGGACGGGUACAUGUACCCGGAGUACAAAGUCAAGACAAGGAGCAGGGAGGCAUCGGUGGCUUUGACACUUUUGGUGUCUGAACUGAGUGAAGAGCCAUGGAAAGGAAAACUGAUUGCUGUCGACUCUGAUGAGGCACCUGAGCUACUUUCGAUACGAGGCAGUGAUCUUAGGGAUGAUCGGUUUGAUGAAUAUAGGGGGUGGCAGCAGACAAAGUAUGAGGCAAUACAAAGAGAGUAUGAGGAGAAAGGGUAUGGGGAUGCGGAAUUGCGCUGUAUUGUGUCCCAUGAAUACGGUAUGCAAAGCCGGUGA
Molecule: messenger RNA, 906 nt
Organism: Prunus armeniaca (apricot)
Lineage: Eukaryota; Viridiplantae; Streptophyta; Magnoliopsida; Rosales; Rosaceae
Source: the annotation of a GenBank genome assembly